Messenger RNA from Prinia subflava (tawny-flanked prinia), 7823 nucleotides. It is a transcript of the gene DGKE, whose product is annotated as diacylglycerol kinase epsilon. Lineage: Eukaryota; Metazoa; Chordata; Aves; Passeriformes; Cisticolidae. Gene Ontology annotation, molecular function: ATP-dependent diacylglycerol kinase activity. The transcript is spliced from 11 exons. The record is from RefSeq and is a predicted model, not a curated record. Bases 348 to 2012 code for a protein of 554 amino acids.
CGCCGCUCCGAGCCCGCCGUGCGCCGGCCCCGGCAGCUCCCGGGCGGGCCGAGCGCCGCAGCUCGCUCUGCGCUCCGCCCCGUGUGCCCGCGGAGGGGCCCGGGCCAGCGGGCGGGAGCAGCCCGGGGGCGGCCGGCGCUGCGCAAGGCCCGGGCGGGCGGCGGAGGAGCCCCGGCCGGAGCCCUGCCGGCGGCCCGAUGUGGCGCGGGUCGGUGCCCGGCUCUGAGCAGGGAUUAGAAGAUGGUGCGUGGAGCUGCGCCUCGGCUCCCUGAGCGAAGGGGCCGCUCCGGGGCUCUCCCCGCCGCCUGCCCGAGAGGUGCGAGGGGUUAGGCCGGGGAGGCGCGGGGAUGGAGGGCUCGGACGAUGCCUCCCGGGCCGUGGCCGACUGGCGCCUGGCCGUGUGGACCCUGUGCUCCGUGCUGCUGCCCGUGCUCAUCACGGCGUGGUGCAGCUUCCAGCGGUCCCGGCGGCAGCUGCUGAUCCGGGACAUCUUCCGCAAGAGCAAGCACGACUGGCACUACACGGACCUCUUCGGGCAGCCCUCGUACUGCUGCGUGUGCGCCCAGCACAUCCUCCGCGGCGCCUUCUGCAGCUGCUGCGGGCUGCGCGUCUGCGAGCGCUGCCUGAAGAAGGCGGACCAGCGCUUCCUCUGCAAGGAGAUCAUGAUGAGGGGCACGGCCGGAGCCCCCAGCUCCAUGCCGCACCACUGGAUCAGGGGCAAUGUCCCCCUCUGCAGCUGCUGCGUGGUCUGCAAACAACAGUGCGGCACGCAGCCCAAGCUCUGCGACUACAGAUGUGUGUGGUGUCAGUACACUGUGCAUGAUGAAUGCAUGGUGGAUUGUUUGAGAACUGAGGAUUGUACAUUUGGAGAAUUCAAAGACUUAAUUAUUCCACCCUACUAUUUGUCUACAAUCAACCAGAUGCGUAAAGAGAAAAGAACCAGUUAUGAAAAGGUGGUCCCUUACUGCAGGAAGCACUGGAUGCCAGUGAUGGUGCUGGCUAAUACUCGCAGUGGAAACAACAUGGGUGAAAUUUUACUGGGAGAAUUUAAAAUGCUGCUGAACCCCGUUCAGGUUUUUGAUCUCAGCAAAAUUGCACCUGCUAAAGCUCUCCAGCUCUGCACUUGGCUGCCUUGCAACGCUGUCAGGGUUCUGGUCUGUGGUGGGGAUGGCACAGUGGGCUGGGUCCUGGAUGCAAUUGAUGAAAUGAAAAUAAAGGGGCAAGAACGAUACAUCCCACAAGUUGCAAUUUUACCUCUGGGAACAGGGAAUGACCUGUCCAACACCCUGGGCUGGGGUGCAGGCUAUGCUGGAGAAGUCCCCGUGGAGCAGAUCUUACGAAAUGUCAUGGAGGCAGAUGGAAUCAGGCUGGACAGGUGGAAGGUUCAAGUAACAAACAAAGGAUACUAUAACUUAAGGAAACCAAAGGUAUUCACAAUGAACAACUACUUCUCUAUAGGACCUGAUGCUCUUAUGGCUUUAAAUUUCCAUGCCCAUCGUGAGAAAACUCCCUCUCUGUUUUCCAGCAGAAUCAUCAAUAAGGCUGUUUAUUUUUUUUAUGGAACCAAAGACUGCUUAGUACAAGAAUGUAAAGAUCUUAACAAAAAGGUUGAGCUAGAGUUGGAUGGUGAGAGGAUUGAGUUGCCCAAUUUGGAAGGCAUCAUUGUGCUGAAUAUUGGAUACUGGGGAGGUGGCUGCAGGCUCUGGGAAGGAAUGGGGGAUGAGCCUUAUCCUCUGGCAAGACAUGAUGAUGGACUUCUGGAAGUUGUUGGUGUUCAUGGUUCCUUCCACUGUGCCCAGAUCCAGGUGAAGCUGGCGAAUCCCGUGCGCCUGGGGCAGGCACACACAGUGAGGCUGAUCCUGAAGAGCUCCAAGAUGCCGAUGCAGGUGGAUGGGGAGCCCUGGGCACAGGGGCCCUGCACGGUCACCAUCACCCACAAGACCCAUGCUCUGAUGUUGUACCACUCUGGGGAGCAGACAGAUGAUGAUGAUGCCUCCAGCCUGUCAGAGUGACACCACGGGAGGGAGCACAUGGAGAAGGACCUGGAGAAUCUGUGGAAUUUCACGUGUGGCAGCGAGGAACCUCAGCUCUAAAACACCAGUGUCUGAUCUAGACUGAGGUGCAUGCACUAAGGUUCAUGCUCGUGAAUGAGCUGGAGCUGAGGAAAAAGCCAUGCUUUUGCACUCAUGGAAACCUUCACAGCUGAAUUAGCACAGCUGGUUUGCUUUUGGGUUGGUGGGGAUGCCCUCAGCCUUUCCAGCUGGAGUGUGUUCCUCUAAUGGCUGAAAAGGGACAGAUGCUGCAACCCUUCCUUGCUGUGCAAUCAGGUCUUCUGCACAUCCACAGUUCAGAGAGAUGUUUCAUACCCCUGGAAAGGGGAACACUGGGGGUUUGACCUGCUCCCACCUGCCCCAGAACAGUUCCAGAGCAGAAAAGCAGACAAAGCAGAAUAUGGGUUGAUGUCCUGACAGCAGCCUGCUCCUGGCUGCCCUCCCUGCCUGGGAGCAGGAGCAGGAGCAGUAACUCUGUGCAGUGCAUUGCUGAUAAGCUUCACUGGGAGAGUAGAGCAUCUGGGGAAGGUACUCAGCAAGAAAAUUGCUUUUGGACCAAAGGUUUCUGGAAAUGUUAUUUAGGAAAUGACCUUUUUCAGUGGCUUUGUAAGCCAAGGAGUACCCUGAGGUCGUGAGUCCCCAACAUGCCACCCAAAAUAAUUGUACUGUGACUUGCACUGAAUGAUCCUGUGACUUGACUUUGCUUCAGUUCAGUGAGAGACUAAUUCUAGUUUUUGUAAAUAGCAACAUAAUAGUUCUUGGGCAAGCUUUUUGGAGGAAAACUUGGACAAAGGAGCAUCUUUUUUAGCUGUUUAGAGGAAAGGGCUUCAAGGAAAUGAUGAUGACUGGCAAAUGUGGGGUAUUUUUUAAAAACUUGUUAAAGGACGUGGCUCAUAAUUACUGAGAAUGAUCAGUAGCAGGUCAGUCUGUUAACGUUCAAUUUUAAGUGUGGAGGUUGAGCACUAAAUUUGCAGAGGUGGCAUUCAUGUGUAUAAUUUGUGGAAAAAAGGCAUGGGAGCAUUUGUUUUCUGACUGCUCUUAGGGAUCAAAGAUACCUUGGUGGUUACCCUCAUUUCCCUUAUGAAUAUAAGGAGGGAAAAAGUUUAGUGGUUGAUCCUGACAGUGGAGGUUCAGAACACCUACAAGAGAACACAGGGGCAUAUCUGAAGCUUCUCAGGUUAAAAGCUUCUCAGGUGAAAACAUCUUCAUGGUUAACAAAAGUAAAAGAUCUUAUUCCUGUCCUUUUUGUUGCAAGAAUUUUAAGCCCGCAGCAGGUGAGAACUGAGUUGAGGUUUAAAAUGUCUCUGUAAAUUCAGUUUAGUUGCUGAAGGUGCUCUUCCAAGCAGGAAGAGAAUUUAUCCUGUGUAAGCCAAGAUCAUAAGGGUGAGAGCUUUGGUCGGAACUUUGCAUGUUGCUGCUUUUGUCAUGAUCCCCCAGUUUUUAACUUCUUUUUUCUUUAUGCUGACUGAAAAUGAGACCACUGGGUAAAGUAGGCUGUGAUUCUAGGUUUUUUAAAAUGAAACCAUUUUUCAAAAACCUGUAAAAUGAUGUUUGCAUUAACAGUGAACGAUCUAUUUAUAUUUUAAAAUAAUUUAUUGAAACUUGGCAGAGUCAGUAUUUUUAAAACCUUCAACUGUAAUCCUCUUUGGGAAGCGUUUUUAACUUGAUGGUAUUCCUUGUAGAAAGUGUAUGUAGUAGAACUUCAAUACUACUGAUUCUCAGUGAAUUUAUAGCAGUCUGAAAAUGUGAUUAGAGUGUAAUGAGCUGUAAAGCAGAAGCCAUUUGUAAAUUCCAUAUUCAUUAGCCUUAUACACCUCACUUUGUUUUAUUGUAUGUAAAUAUAGAUGAAAAAUAAUAGUAAAAUAUAUGUAAAAAGUGUUUAAAUACCCUAAGUAUACUAUACCAGAUGAAUCCAUUGCUUUUUUUAGUUAUGAGCUUCAAUGUGUAUUAGCUUCAAAAAUCUUACCAGUUAAGUUAUUAUUUUUUAAUAACUAGUAACCUUCAGCAUCCUAGAAGUAUUUAAGUUCUAUGCUGUAUUUCUUAUGUACUGUUGUUUACAAACAAAUGAGGAAUCUCUGGAAAAGCAGGGUAUGUGCUCUGAGAAGCAGCAUUUGAAAUGAUACCACUGGCUACUUUAAACUACUCAAAAUACAAUUUAGACUUCCCUGAAGUUGUUCAGAUGAUUUUUCAAUUUGGUUUAUAGCCCAAGAUCCUUUAAGUGUUGAAAAACUUCACGCUUUUGACUCCUGACAUGUAAAAAAGAAAUAAUUGAUGCCAGGGUUGGAAGUCUCCCUGUGUCAGCACAGGUGAGAGGUGAAUGGGCUUCAGCAUUUCCUGAAUUCCAUCCUUGUGCCCCUGGGGGCUGUUUGUGCUCCCUCUCACUGCAGCUCGCCAGGAGUCCAGUCCAGCAUGUGGGAAACCCUCUGGGAAAGGCAAAUCCACCGUUCCUGCUGGAGAAACAAAGCCAAAGUAGCAUCUCACUGGGGCUUGUUCAGGCUAACCCCUGAUAAACGGCCUUGGUUUUGUGUCUCACCAAAGGACUGAAAGUGCUGGCAGCAAAUGUGGCUGUGCUGGCCUUGGGGAAGGCUCCUGGGAAAUUCUACUCCUGGUGUAGAGAACAUUCUGGAAGGUUGGAGUGUCCCUUGUGACUCUGUAGCUGUCAUACGUGUGGCAGAAAAGGUCUUGUCAAACACAGCCCUGGAAUCUGGGAAGCCUUGCUGUUUCCAGCUGUUCUUUGGUUUCAAUGGAGCCUCCUUUCUGCUGUGUUGCAAAUUGGGUUAAAGCCUGUUCUAAAUGACUUUGAUGCUGCUGUUUCCAGUUUUAGCCCAAGUUUGGCGCCAGCACUGGGCUCCCAAAUUGUCUGGCAGCAGGAAUGGACUUGGCUAAUUUGUAACAGAGCUACCCAGGGCUGUGGUGUGCAUUGUGAAUAUAAACUGCUCCAUGCUUUUGAAAUGUUGAAGGUGCAUACAGCACCAUUUCAAACAGCUGCUGCAUCCAAGGAGUUACUCCUUGUAGGUUGGAACCCUGGAAAUCCCCACAGUAUAUUUAUUAUUCUCUGUCUGAGAGAGGGGGCUCUGCAGUUGGAGCUCCUGUCCUGCACUGAAGGGUUUUCCCUUGUGCUGUUAAUCAUAAACAUUGGAAAAAUAGAGAAAACAGUAUUUCAAAAAGUCAAAUAAAUUGUUCCUUCUGUCAGUCUUUGUAUAUUAUAGCUUUGUGUAAAAUGUACAGGGUAAACAAUAGCACUGAUUGUCAGGCACUUAGAAGUGAGUUAAUUAAGUUUAUUUUUAGGUUGUAUUGCUGCAUCCAGUAUCUUAACUGAAGUGUGGUCAGAUUCUGAUGACUUCCUUUACUCAGCCCUGUGGCAGGCAAUACAAAAAGCAUAAACCUGCACGGGGAGCCCUUGUGGGCCAGCCCUUGCCUGGCUCACCCUGUGUGUGUUUGCUCAUGCUGAGAGGAUGUGCUGGGUAUUUUUAUGUGCACAGAACCUCUCAUCAAAGGCUUUGUCAGACAAGAAAAUUGCAGUGGCUUCCCACAGCUGUUCUUGGCCCCGUGACCCACCUGGCUGCCUUUGCAGAGCUCCAAGGGUUCCCUGGCACCCUGGCCUGUGUUCAGAGCACAAUCUUUGUCCCUUUUGUGCCCAGGCUGUGAGAACUGAUCCCCAAAGGGUUUGGUUUCAGCCUGGCCAGUUCCCCCGGUUCUGUGCUAAACUGCACUGAGGUUUUACAGUGUGUGUUACUGUGUCUCACUGGUUAAAUAAAAAAGCACUGCACCUUUAGCUGUGACCAGCACAAUGGCUCAGUGUUAGAGCAGUUACUGCUUUUUACUUGGCAACAAAUGCUUUUGGUAGAGCAGCACUGUAACCAGUCUGUCUGUGGGGCACUUAAAAAUCUGCAUGGGUUCUAACUCAAAAUCCUUUUUAGGUCUGUAUUUUAUACUGACUGCUAGGCACUUUUCUUCCUUUUGGAAAAUAAAAAAUUAAGUCUUGAGUUGGAAUUAAAUUGGGCUGUCUUCAGAUUCAAAACCACUAGGAUGUAACAGAUUCUCUUGAAUGUCAGCCACUUAAAAAUGCUGGUUUGUUCUGAGAAAUGAGAGGUGCUUCUUGAACACAGGGAUGAGGGAGCAGAGACCGCUUCUUCCUGUGGUAAUUAAAUAAAUGUAGAGAAUUUACAUAUUCUUUAUUUCAGCAAUGUUGAGGCCACAGUUCUAAAGCACGACGUGAUCACAAUUUUGUUAUCUAAGAGUGCUGAAUACCCAAUUCAGGCUUUGGGCAUCUCAGGGAGAUUCUUCAAGCUAGAAUAAAGCCACAUGCCUCAACUAAACCUAGUUGACCUGACCUUAGCUGAGGAUCUGGCCCUUAACUGUUCAAAACUACGAAUGUAUUCAAAAUUUUACUUUCUAAUACUGCCCUGUGUCCUGUGCUGUGUCCCCUGCCGCUGUAUGUCAUUAAUUCUUUGCAUUGUUUAAUUUGCAACUUGUUUGGAGAUUCCAGCAUUAAAAGUUUUCCUUUUAAGAUUAUGUAGGAACUUAUAUUGUAUGUGAGUUUAUUGCAUUCUGUACCUUCAAGGUUUACAUCCCUCAAAAGCCAUUUUGGUUGCUACAAACUGCUGUAAUCCUUUGAGUACCUCCAGCCAUCUUCUCUUUCUAGGAUUUUUGUAGUUAAACAAAAUGGAUUUUUAUUUUUGUAGCUUGUAACUUCAGUAUGUAUAGUAGUUGUUUAGUGAGUAGUGAUCAGAAUACUGUAAAAAUAUUGCUUUUAAGAGCUGUAACUUUAAAUUAGUAAUAACUACUUACACGAAAAUGUCAGCAUGUUAACAGUUUAAAAAAAUUACCCUUUAGUUUCACAUGCUGUGAUGCUGCCACCUGGGAUUUAUAUUGAAUGUGUUUGUCUAUAUGUUCUAAAGUGGCUCUAAGCAAGGAAAAUAUGAGCUUAAAGUGCAAGAAAUAGGUAAAAAAUAGGAUUUAUAACAUUUUUGCAUUUGAGAAAGGUGACAUAUGAGAUUCAGUAUUUUCUUUGUUUCCCACUGAGCAGUAAGAAAGGAGUGAUCAGUGGACUCUUGGUAGAUCAGUUGUUUUUUUAUGGUGUAGUUUGAGAUCUGUAUUUAGUGCCCAAACACAAGCAGACACUGUCUGCACCAUUCUGCCCCUCAGAGCAAAUCCCCAGAGCAGACCCCACAGCCUGCACUAUGUGGGAUCUUCCUUGCCAUGAAAGAACCCAUUAGCACGAUCCUGGACCUCCAAAACAAAUGUUUAAAUCAAAAUUGGCAACUUUUUCUUUGGCAUCAAGCCAGGUUUUCAAACCCCAAACUGAUUUUCCUUUGGUGUUGAAGAGAAGGCAGGCUGAAAUGGGAGGGGAAGGAGGUAAUCCUGUAAAUCCUGUAAAAGUCUUGGUUAUAAAAGCUGAGACCUCUGCUUUUAUUUGCUGCAGAGACACUGAGUGUGCUUUUGUCUCAUAAAAAUCUGUGAUGGUUGGUGCAGUUGUUACACGGUGUGAUUUGGGUCAGGUUCUGCUGAGAACUGCCCCAUUCUGUGGUUCCUUCACAUCAGCAGGGAAACUGAACACUUCAGUGGGUUGUACCAUGGCCUCUCUGUGACUGCCACUCCCACAAGGCUCUGUGGAGAAACAUCUGCCCCAUAUUCUUCAUAAAACUUUGUAAAUACAGAUUUUUCACAGCACUGGCUUUGUUAUUGAAUUUCCUAAUGCAUCUGUUUGUCUUGUCAUUUGUACUGUAUUUCUCUGUAGAUUUAAGGGUGUGGAUUAAAGUAUUUAAACUC